Molecule: messenger RNA, 3239 nt
Organism: Lymnaea stagnalis (great pond snail)
Lineage: Eukaryota; Metazoa; Mollusca; Gastropoda; Lymnaeidae
Source: the annotation of a GenBank genome assembly
GAUGUUGGUGGUGCAAGUUUUCCUGGCGGUGCUGGUCACUUCUCGAACCAGUAAGUUCAUCAUUUUAUUUUAAAAAUACGAUCUCCACAUUGUUUAUAUGUGCACGUGCUGCCCGGGUCUUUCAAAAUGUGCGCGCGCCCCUAAUAAAGUAGAUAGUGUAUAACAUUUGUACUUUUUUAUUGUUAAAUGUAUUUCAUUUCUUCAUUGUAAAAAAAAAGUUUAAAUAAAUUGCACGAAUUGACUUUAAAAAAUCAAAUUUCAGGUGAAUGCACAUUAAGAAACAAAUAGUUGUUUUUUUUUCUUAAAAAACAUUUUAAUUAGCCUCAAAGUUUCUUUAUUAGUAUCAGAUGCAUCUCAUUCGGUAUGACAUGUACUAUGUGCCUUCAGUGCAAUCAAAAUAUCUUAACAAGACUAUCAAGUCAUGGCAAUGUCUCUCAGAGUUUGCUCGUAUUUCUAGAGUAUACAUGGCUUUGCUGUUUAAAAGUUAUUGACUUUUUUUUUUCAUUCUAAGAGAAAAGAUUUGUCUCUUACAAGUAUAUAGAAUUUGUGUGAUUCUUCUAUAUUAGAUUUUUUUUUUUUUGGAAGGUCUGCUAUUUUAAAAUAAUUUAUCGUAUUUUUAAUGUAAGGUAGAUUACUUAAAAUUAAAAUACUGUGGGUUUUUUAAAACUUUAUUUUACGAUUAGAAUAAAAAUAUAUUGAAACAUCCAACUAUGCUGUAUUUUUUUAAAAUGCAUCUUAAAUUUAUAAUUUAUGUCCUAACUCCGCCAAGGAAGAUCACUCUCUGUUAAACACGAAUUCUUUUUUUAUUGUCUACUACACUACACGUCUCAAUGACUUUUCCAAUGGAGUUCAAUUGUCAGUAUUUUCCAAUGAAGUUCAAUCGGUUGUCUAUCAUUCGCAUUGCAACAAAGAAUCUGCGAUUGGUCGUAAUUUAUAUGGUUUCUAAAAUAUGGUUUCAGGCUUUGCCAAAGUCAAAGACUACGAUGCCAUAGUUUCGUGUGCAAAGGCCGGAGGUCAAGGCCGAAUGUAUCCCGACCCCGACGACUGCCGGAAAUUCAUCCGCUGCGUGAGCAGAAAACCGGUGGCCUUCACGUGCCCUCCGAUGACGGCCUUUGACCCGGACACACAGGUCUGCGCCUGGCGCGUCGGACGGAACGGCUGCAGUUCGAAACCACCAACAAACGGCUGGGUUGGAAUGAUCGAUAACAUCAUCAGCGACAUGAGUCAGAAAGAGUCUACUUACAAGAGUGCCUCACGGAAGGGAAUAAAAACGCCUGAUUUUCAGAGCUAUCCAGAGAAGAAGAUCAUCCGCAAAAACAUGGAGGACAAAGACAAGAAGUUUAAAGAUCCAAAAAUUAUUGGCAAUAUAAAUGACGUCCUGGUGAUAAAUAAACAAGGUAGUGAACUCGAAGGCGGCAAACUUGUGGACUUUGAGCAGCAAAGAAUGUCUAAUUUUCCCGAUGAAAUCUCUAAACUUUCACCCAACGUUAGAGGAGGUAAUGACAAAAGCAAGUACAGAAGCUACGGUCUGAAGACAAAGCAACAUUUAACGAACGAUGCCCAGAAUGACGUGAAUCAUAAAGACGAUGGCGACAAAGCUGAAAUGGUUUUGAAUCUCGAAACACCGGGUGGCAAGAAGUCGAAAUACGACAACUUACCCGGACAGGACACGUUUGCGACAGUAGCAUCGGCUGCGGUGCAGGACCGAGCAACAACGUCAUCUCCGGUCUCUGCAAGCGAAGACGGUGGCCUCACAGUCAGCACCCAAAACAAUAAAUCCGCAGGACCUGUGCACACUGAGACCAAGGGCGUCGAUCUCAACGGAGCCCCAAUGCCCGCCGCCUUAGAGGACGCGUACCGAGUUGAAGUGAGAGAUGCCUCGUUUGGGAGGAGUGACGUCAUGGCUGACUCUAUCAAGGUCAAUGCAAGAGCUAUGGCAGGAAUAAAUAACGUUUCCGCGCCAACAGCAGAGAUCGGAAACUCGAACGGCACGAAAAUUAGGACUGCAGACGAGACCAAAGAAAGUAACAUAACCGUGAAGAGCUACACAGGUGUUGACACACACACACACUUUCUUCCCAUGAACGCCUCGUCGGCUGCAACGAAAAAUCGGGUCACAUUGAAUACUACAAGCAUCAACAUUAAUGUGACCGAUAGUACAGAGCAGGACACAGAGCAGUCUGGUGACAUUAUUGCAAUUAGGAACACUACCAAUAGCACCGAAUCCGCACGUGACUUUCAGGACAACCAAAACAUCAACAUGAAUAUAACAGAUAGUACAACCCCGGAUGCGACGGAAUCUGUUGAUGAUAUCACCAAUGUGAAUGAUACCAUUUAUAAAAAUAGCACGAAAUCCCCGCGUGAAGCACAGAACAGCUCAAGCAGUGACGCGCCACAGCCCUCCUACAACACCAAGUCUUUCAGACCCGUCCAUCUCAAGCUGUAUCUGCCGAGUAACUCACAGAACAGUAGGAACUCCGGGACACCCCAGGGGACCUUCAACCUCGUGCCCCAGCCCUACAGAGCUCAGGUUGAGCCCCGGUCUUCUAAGUACUCCAGGCUGCUCGAUGACUCUGUGACCGGCCCCGAUCUGUCCGCCCCCGCGGCGCCAGUUGGUGCCAAAGAGGUCUUCGUCAAGAGGAGCACGUCGCUGAUCAAACCCCUCGGCGUGGCGCCGGAGAAAAUCUCGGCGUUGAAAGAGGUUCUGCAGUACAUGACGGGGAAAAUCGUGGACAGCGGUUCUCUGGCCAGAAAGGAGGAGCCGUCUAAACAAAGGCGAUGGUACGAAUUGAGAAGUCUCGUGGAAAAAAGUUUAAACACCACCGCGCCAGAAGCCCCAUCUGUGAUAAGCUUAACGCCGUUAAAUAUUUCCGCUAACGAAUCAUCACUUGAGCAAGGAUCGAACGAGAUUUCCGUGAAGAUGAAUUCUUCAAUGGAGACCAAGAUCACAUCACAAGACUCAAUGAACAUCGGCAUCAAUGACACAAUGGCGACUACACAAAGCACCAUUGAAUUGGUCCAACGGGAGUCCAAUAUUAAUGUUGAUUUAAUAAAGAAUUCAAUAUCGGUGACAGACAGAAAUAAAGACACCCUUGACCAAGUUAAAGCCCCAGGGGUCAUGAAUCAAGACACCCUUGCCCAAGUGAAAGCACCAGAAGUUAUGAAUCAAGACACCCUUGCCCAAAUGAAAGCCCCAUCAGUCAUGAAUCAAAACACCCUUGCCCAAGUGAAAGCCCCAG